Molecule: messenger RNA, 1251 nt
Organism: Strongyloides ratti
Lineage: Eukaryota; Metazoa; Nematoda; Chromadorea; Rhabditida; Strongyloididae
Product: AP-50
Exons: 4
Coding region: 1-1251 (416 amino acids)
Biological process (GO): clathrin-dependent endocytosis; intracellular protein transport
Cellular component (GO): cytoplasmic vesicle; AP-2 adaptor complex
Molecular function (GO): clathrin-cargo adaptor activity
Source: RefSeq, a predicted model, not a curated record
AUGCUUGGAGGUUUAUUUGUUUAUAAUCAUAAAGGUGAAGUCCUAAUUUCAAGAAUAUAUAGAGAUGAUGUCAAUCGAAAUUCAGUUGAUGCAUUUCGUGUUAAUGUAAUUCAUGCUCGUCAACAAGUUAGGAGUCCUGUAACUAAUAUGGCUAGGACAUCAUUUUUUCAUAUUAAAAGAGGAAAUGUAUGGAUAUGUGUAGUAGCAAGGCAAAAUGUUAAUGCAGCAAUGGUUUUUGAAUUUUUAAAUAGAUUUGCUGAUACAAUGCAAUCAUAUUUUGAUGAAAUAUUAGACUUUGGAUAUCCACAAAAUACAGAUCCAGGUGUUUUGAAGACAUUUAUUACACAACAAGGUAUACGUACAGCGAGUAAAGAAGAACAAGCACAAAUAACAUCACAAGUAACAGGACAAAUUGGAUGGAGACGUGAAGGUAUCAAAUAUCGUAGAAAUGAAUUAUUCUUAGAUGUUAUUGAAUAUGUCAAUUUAUUGAUGUCACAACAAGGGCAAGUUCUUUCUGCUCAUGUUGCUGGUAAAGUUGCUAUGAAAUCAUACCUCAGUGGGAUGCCAGAAUGUAAAUUUGGUAUCAAUGAUAAAAUUACUAUUGAAGGAAAAGCUAAAUCAGGUAAUGAUGAUCUUUCAAAAAGUACCAAAGCUGCUGUUGGAUUGGAUGAUUGUCAAUUUCAUCAAUGUGUUAAAUUAACGAAAUUUGAUACAGAACAUGCAAUUAGUUUCAUUCCUCCAGAUGGUGAAUAUGAAUUAAUGAGAUAUCGUACUACUAAAGAUAUUCAACUUCCAUUUCGUGUUAUUCCAUUAGUCAGAGAAUCUUCUAGAAAUAAAAUGGAAGUCAAGGUUGUUAUUAAAUCUAAUUUUAAAACUUCAUUGCUGGCUCAAAAAAUAGAAGUGCGCAUUCCAACACCACCAAAUACAAGUGGUGUUCAAUUAAUUUGUAUGAAAGGAAAGGCAAAAUAUAAAGCUGGAGAGAAUGCAAUUGUAUGGAAAAUUAAACGUAUGGGAGGGAUGAAAGAGUCGCAAAUAUCAGCCGAGAUUGAUCUUCUUAAUACAGGUGCUGCUGAAAAGAAAAAAUGGAAUAAACCACCAAUAUCAAUGAAUUUUGAGGUUCCAUUUGCACCAUCUGGAUUAAAAGUUAGAUAUCUUAAAGUUUUUGAACCCAAAUUGAAUUAUUCAGAUCAUGAUGUAAUUAAAUGGGUUAGAUAUAUUGGUAGAUCUGGAUUAUAUGAAACUCGGUGUUAA